Molecule: messenger RNA, 1422 nt
Organism: Moneuplotes crassus
Lineage: Eukaryota; Ciliophora; Spirotrichea; Euplotida; Euplotidae
Source: the annotation of a GenBank genome assembly
UUAAAAUAAUUUUUACAAAAUAAACUGCACAAAUAAAAUGAGAGAGAUACUGCAAUUCCAGAUAGGUAACUGAGGCAUCAAUAUUUCCCAAAAGAUAUGGGAAAAACUACUAUAUGAACAUACUUGUGAAGAAGAGAAGCAGGAGGGGUACCUACAAGAGAAAUAUAUGGACACGUACUUUAGACAACAGAAGGAUGGAAAAUGGACCCCAAGGUCUAUACUUGCUGAUUAUGACCCUGAGAGCAUCCAGGGAGUUAUGAAGGGAAGUCUAGGGGAGGUUUAUGACCAAGAAAAUGCCUUCAGCGGUAUAAAUGGAACUAUACGGACUUUUGCAGAUGCUCAUUAUAAUGAGAGCAAGUAUAUUAUGGACUCUGUUAAAGAUUCUAUUAGAAGAGAAGUAGAGAAAUGUGAUUCAAUGCAAGGGGUUCAGUUGGUUUCAGGGAUUGGAGGAGGCACUGGUUCUGGGCUUGCUACAUCUAUACUGGUUUUCUUCAGAGAAGAUUAUCCAGAUAAAACUGUUGAUUUCACACCAAUCUAUCCGUCUCUAGGAGAUGAACUUAAAGCCUUUGAAAUUUACAACUGGUGAUUUGCCAUGCACCACUCAAUUGAGUACUGAGACAUGAGCAGACCAGCUGACAACCAGGCUCUUUAUCAGACACUGUUCCGAACACUCAGAAUCAAAGAAUCAACAAUGGAUGAAAUCAACAGUGCGAUUGCUGACUCGUUCAUCGAUUUGACAGCUGGCAUGAGAUACCCGAUGAGAAAUUAUCUUGAUCUCAAGAAAAUCUCAACCAUCUUGAGACCAUUUCCAAGAAUGAGUCAAUUUCUGCAAACUGUGAGGAUUCCUUACAACAAAGAUGAACGGAGCCAGUUUAUUUCUGCUCUGCACCACCCGAAGAGUUAUCUUUGUGGGAUCAACCUUGCUGAUGAUAAACUCAUAUCAACUGCUGUGUUGCUCAGGAACCACACUGAAGUCGGCCAGAGGUUCACUACUGAGUUUUCAGAUUGGAGACACAACAACAAAGACAAAAUCAGACCCUUCGGGUUUGUCACUCCGCAUUGCUUUAUCGCUCAAGCAAAACUUGCGAAGGAGCAGGACGAGCCUUCUGGCUCCAUGAUCUGAAGCAGCGCUGCCAUCAAAAAGUAUCUCAGUAAAUAUGCUGACGCUUUUACAAAGCUGUUUGCAUCAAAGCAGUUUGUCCAUGUGUAUCUGGAACAAGGCAUGGAUGAAAUGGAGUUCACAGAAGCUGAGUCCAAUGUCAACGAUCUUAUCUCAGAAUACACAGAAUACUCAGGCAACUACUACUCGGAUGGUGAAGGCGAAGGAGAACUUGAUACUGAAGACUAAUCAACUGCUCAACUUCUGAUGUUGACUGCUGUUGUGUCAUCUCUGAGACUUUAGAUAUCAAGAUAUUUCAAUUU